CACAGAGUAGAGAGGCGCACAGUCAGAGCUACAGGGAGACAAACGCUAAAGGACAACUAGACAAGAGGCAGCUAAACAAGAGCAGAAAAUAACGCACUUACAUCAGCACUGGAUAUGGCUAGGUUAGAUGUUAUAGAGACAUUUCAUGGUAUUUUAUUUCCUGGACACCUGCACACCCAGGAUUCUUUACAGCUUGCUCUCAAAUUCCCGUUUGAGGACACGGAUAUCGUCAUUGUCACCUAUCCAAAGUCAGGCACCACAUGGAUGCAGGAAAUUGUGACUCUCAUAUCCAACAGAGGGAAUCCAGACUUAUCCCAAACUGUCCCAAACUGGGCUCGGGCUCCCUGGUUGGAACAUUAUUAUUUCACUGCAGUGCUGGAGGCAUCACCCACCAGACCUCGAAUCAUCACCACACACCUGCCUUAUCACCUGCUGGGACCUGCCCUCCAGGGCACCAAAGCCAAGGUCAUCUACGUGAGCAGAAACCCUAAAGAUGCGGUAGUGUCCUUUUACCACUUCCACAAAAUGGCCAACUUCCUUCCUGAUGCUGGUUCAUUUCCAGAAUUUUUAGAUCAGUUUCUGGAGGGCACACUGUGCUAUGGCUCCUGGUUUGACCACAUUAAAGGCUGGACCAGUCAGACAGCAACUAUGGACAACCUGCUUUACAUGACCUACGAGGAGAUGUCGUUGGAUCUACAUGCAGCCAUAAAGAGGGUGAGCGCUCACCUACAUUGUCCCCUGCUGGAGGACGAGUUCAACAGCUGUGUGAAACACUGCAGCUUCAGCCACAUGAAGGACAACAAGAUGGUCAACUACACCCUGGUUAAUGAAGACAUCAUGGACCAUAGCAGGGGCUCCUUCAUGAGAAAAGGUAAGAUUGGAGACUGGAAAAACAUGUUCACAGAGGAGCUGGAUCAAUAUUUCAAAUGCGUCUUCAAGUCCAAGAUGGCGGACUGCACUUUGGAGUUUGUGUGGGAGGAGCGGCUUAAAGAGGAGACAGAAGCUAAUGAACAAAUCCCACAGAAAAACACAGAAAUGUGAAAAAGCUGGAGGAAGAUGAAUCAUGUGAAGAUGGAUCAUUAGUGGAUGUGUUUCUCUAAAUUGUAUUUUAAAUUAUUUAAAGUAUAGUUUUUGGCAUGCAUAGUCAAUGCAUCUUUUGUAUAAUCUUGCUUUUAUUAAUGCAUCUGUAUAUAAUUUAAUUCUUGUGAUAUAUUUAAUCUUUUGAUUAUUAUUAUAACGUACAGAUAAAUCUCAUCUGAAUUAUUUUAUAGUUGAACAUAACCCUGGUCCAGAUUAUUUGUUUUUGGUGCAGAACAAGUGCACUUAAGGUUGCUAAUGUGCAGUACAAGCAAAUAAAUUGACAGUUAUGUAAGCAGAACGACAAUGAGCUGAGGGGGAAGGACAGGUCAAAGGUUUUAAUAUAAAGCUCCUCGUCCAGAGGGCUGAGCCGACCUUGUGUGUCCUGUCACUUCACAAACUCAAAGUAAAGUGUUGUUCUUCCUCUAGUUUCCAUGUACUCCACAGCUUUGAUCAAAUCCUGUUGCGCGCAUGUGUGCGUGUGUUUAAGAGCAAACAUAUGGUACAGAGUGUGCAGAACAAACUGUGCUCUGUGACUGCAUGCUGAACUGAUAUCUGGUGAAAAGCAGCAGUCUGGUAAAGGUUGAUGAGCAUUAAUCCACAGUUAGAGUUGAAAUUGUUUUCUAUAUUUAUGUUUAUUUAUGGUAAUUUAGAUGUCAAAACAGUUGGAAUCAUCUUCUACUUAAAAAUGACUUGUACAUGGGUAUAGCUGGGUGACAACUCUGGAGAUUGAUUUUACUCCAUGACUGUCAUUCUAUUAAGAAUGUUUGUUUUUUGUCUGGCAUGUGUUUUUGAAUCCCUCAGGACCCAGCUCAGAUUAUUUUAGCAUUGUGUUUUGAUUUAAAACUGAAUUUCUAAAUUAAUUUGCAGGAUUUAAACAAAUUAAAGAUGUACUUCACUUAUAAGCACUAUUAAAGUAUGUUGUAGUUAAAGGAACACUUUGCCCCUAAACUGUGGGUUAACAGCUAGCUAGGCUCUCUCCAAUAGUACUUUGCCGUACUAGCCUUUUUGUUGCAUAGAUUUCUAAUAGUACCUAGAUAUCUGACCAAAGAUGGUACCUAAAAAUUACAAUGGAGUGGCUCGCUCAUAGACAACUCAUUGUGACGAUUUCAUGGAUUUGUAAAAUUUAAAAUGUUUAAAGUUUGAAAAAAAUCACAAUAGAGUCAAAACUGACUUUGACUGCAGUCCCAGCUGUGCUGUUGACAGUCUUACAGGCGUCUCUUUUAUAAUGGUGGUCUCUGGGAAAAUGCUUUUUGGGCCGCAGGGUAUUUUUUAUUCCAAUACCACGGUAGGCCACUGGGAAAAAUUGGCUGCUUUCCUGGAGGCCAAACUGUUUCUGACUUGUAAAAACAGAGGCCGAGCUCAAACGGUAAAACUAAGCAGUGCUGAUUAAAUAUGUUAGUAAGUUAAUGCUACUAACAGGUAUUAUAUAAAAAAAACCUAAUUAAAGUUAGAAUUAAUAAAACAAAAAAGAAACUUUUUAAAUAUCUCUGAAUAAACAUACUCAGACACAACACUUAUCAAGACAGUUGGCUUGUCUAUUAUUGUCCUGAAAUAUGACACAGUCUGGAGCCAAGAUAAUGACCUUUAGACCAGAGUCUCGUCUGAGCAUCACGGGAAGCUGAGGCAGACACAGUGUCACAGACAUGAUCAAGGGGAGUUCCAAACAUCAUGAGAGAGAAGUGGAUAUUGUAUCUUCAAGGGAAACAGAGUUUUAAAGAAAUAUUUGCAUAAGAAGCAUAAAAUUGCACUGCUAUGGAUACAUAGGGAAACCCUAGUCAGUCACCAUGUGGGUUUUUGAUUAGCAAUACAAUGCCAGAUCAUAGAGCUGAGUAAUAAACCGCAUAAAAGCACAAGAGCUUUGACCCUCUGAUCUCAUGCAAUAAGUCCUACUUCAUCCUGUUGCUCAAAUACAAUAUUUGUUAAGAGGUUAAUAUUGUAACCUCUGAGUUAUACCUUCUGUAAAUACAUAUAAUAUAUCCUCUGUACAUCAUCUUCUGGAAUUUCUGUUUCCUAAAAAAGAAAAGAAGAUUCCUUGCAUUUUUUUUCCUUAUUGCAUUGUGUACAUAUAU
Molecule: messenger RNA, 3149 nt
Organism: Plectropomus leopardus (leopard coralgrouper)
Lineage: Eukaryota; Metazoa; Chordata; Actinopteri; Perciformes; Serranidae
Gene: sult5a1
Product: sulfotransferase family 5A, member 1
Molecular function (GO): sulfotransferase activity
Source: RefSeq, a predicted model, not a curated record